AUGGAGACGGAGCAAACGGCUGCGAGUUGUCCUGCCCUGGGCCAAACUCCUGUCAGGAGCUGGCUCUCCUCCAGCUCCAGAGGGGCACCCAGCCACCCCCCCUCCCGUUUCUCUGGAGACGGGGUCCGCUACAAAGCCAAGCUCAUCGGUGUGGACCAUGUGCCGAACGCCCCGGGACACAAGAUGUGCUGGGACUCCAUGAUGAAGCUAAAGGGCUUUGAGGCGGCAGCGAGGAAGCAGGGGAGACACAAGCAGAGAGUCUGGUUGAAAGUUUCCUCCAGCGGCCUGAGAAUAGUGGAUGAAAGGACCGGGGCUGUACUUCAUGACCACGACCGGAGCGGGAUCAGUUCUCUGAUGAGAGACGAGUCUGACCCCAGAGCUCUGGCCUACGUCUACCAACACCAAGACACAUACUGCCUCUUCUACAUCAAGACGGCAAACCUGGCAGACCCGGUCCUGGUUGACAUUGAGGAAGUUUCUAAGAUGGUGGACCAGGAGACAACUGAGGAACCAGCAGAGGCACCGACACAAACUAAUUCCUUACUGCUACUCAAUGACAGUUCAGCCCCAGCAGCUGAGGAACCAGCUUUGGAGGAAGUGCUCAGUCCACGGAAAGAUUCUUCCCCUGGAAACUUAGACCAGGCCUCUUCCAGUAGCGAGCUGAUGGCGGUUUUCUCGAUCCAAAUGGAGGAGCCGCUGAUAACCGACCAGAGCUCCUGCGCCAGUCAGCCAGAGUCUCCACAUCAUACUCUCUCCUCCUCUCAGAUCCUCUCCAUGUUCCCCACUCAACCAGCAGGGGGCACUCCUUACUCCUCGCCCCCAUGCUCUCCCACCUCCAUGCCCUGGGGCCAUCAGGGGCUUCUGGGUAAUCAGUGGGCAGGUCCAGCUGCAGUGCCCUGGCCCACAAUGCCCAGUAGUCCGCCAGCAUGGCCCCCUGCAGGAUACCCAGGGCCCCCUGCAGGAUACCCAGGGCCCCCAGCAGGAUACCCAGGGCCCCCUGCAGGAUACCCAGGGCCCCCAGCAGGAUACCCAGGGCCCCCUGCAGGAUACCCAGGGCCCCCAGCAGGAUACCAAGGGCCCCCUGCAGGAGGCCAGUUUCUGUCGCAUGGCCCUCAGCCAGGAGCUGUGAUGGGAGGAAACUCACCCGCCUCACCCACAGCUGUCAGUGGGUACCCCUCCCCUCUAAACUCCCUCUACGCCCCCACUGGAGCAACAGCACCGCUGCAGUCAGUCACCCCCACCUUGUACCAAAAUCUCCUCCUGUAAAGAACUGAGUUGAAAAUAUGUUAUCAAGAUGAUGCUCAUUUAGGUCCACUAAAAUGUGUAUUUCAUUUUUCAUUCUUUCUUUCAUUUGCACGUAAUCAAAUAUUUGUUCUGCUGCCUGAUCAAACUGGAAGAUCAAAACCAUUUACUUUGUUCAGUUUAAACAGACAGUAAAUGAUAACUCGUAACAACAUACUGUAGUAUGUUGUUACGAGUUAUCAUUUACUGUCUGUUUAAACUGAACAAAAGAAACACUUGUACUGCUAUUGUUUAAUACAAUUGAAUUUAUAGUUCACAAAUCACAAAGUAUUAUGAUUAUUAAAGAUAGUAUAGUUUCAUUACCCCUGCUGAUACACUAGGUUGUGUUUUAUGAGUUUUACUGACACUUGAAAUUACUUUUAAUUUCUUUAACAGAUAUAAGUUAGUUAAUGUAAUGUUCAUCAGAAUUAAAUGCAGAACAUAAAAGGAAACUCACUUAACUUUGUUUCUAAUUUCCUUCAAACUAAAGCAUCUCACUGUGUCUUCGGUUUUAUUAUAUAAUUAUAUCAUUGUGUGGACGUUCUUAUUGAAAUAGAAAGUAUAUAAAUUAGUGCUGUC
Gymnodraco acuticeps is the source of this 1860-nucleotide messenger RNA. Its product is annotated as disabled homolog 1-like. The record is from RefSeq and is a predicted model, not a curated record. The transcript is spliced from 9 exons. Bases 1 to 1266 code for a protein of 421 amino acids. Lineage: Eukaryota; Metazoa; Chordata; Actinopteri; Perciformes; Bathydraconidae.